ACCCCGCCCCGGCGCCCAGCGCGCAGCGCCAUUGGACAGACGGCCCGUCGGUCUCCAGGGGCUUUCCCAGAGGCGUGGCGUAGCCCUGGCAUUUCCUGGUACCGACCGGAGCUUAGAUUUGCUGAGUCUGGCUCCGGGCCCCGAAGCUCUCGUCCUAGGCUAGGUGGCCGUCACGGCAGGGGUUGAGCCACCCUCAUGGAAGGGAGAGGACCCUACCGGAUCUACGACCCAGGGGGCAGCACGCCUCUGGGAGAGGUGUCCGCAGCUUUUGAACGUCUAGUGGAGGAGAAUACUCGGCUGAAGGGAAAAAUACAAGGGAUAAAGAUGUUAGGGGAGCUUCUGGAGGAGUCUCAGAUGGAAGCGUCCAGACUCCGGCAGAAGGCGGAGGAGCUGGUCAAGGACAGUGAGCUGCCCCCACCACCACCUGCUCCCUCCUUGGUCUCCUUUGAUCCCCUGGCUGAGCUCACAGGACAGGAUACAAAGGUCCAGGUACCUCCUACUGCCAGCACUACCACCACCACCGCCACCACCGGAAACUCCAUGGAGAAGUCAGCUCCAGCCUCCAAGCCUCCAUCCAAUGGCACCUCCUCUGACUUUGAAGUGGUCCCUGCUGAGGAGCAGAAUUCACCUGAAACUGGCAGCCACCCUAGGAACAUGAUGGAGCUGGGGCCCCCACCCCCAGAGGACGGCAAUCUGAUGCUCCAUCUGCAGCGCCUGGAGACCACCCUGAGCGUGUGUGCGGAGGAGCCAGACCACAACCAGCUCUUCACCCACCUCGGCCGAAUGGCCCUUGAGUUCAACAGGUUGGCCUCCAAAGUGCAUAAAAAUGAGCAGCGUACCUCCAUCCUGCAGACCUUAUGUGAGCAACUGCGUCAGGAGAAUGAAGCCCUGAAGGCCAAGCUGGACAAGGGCCUGGAACAGCGGGAUCAGGCUGCUGAGAGGCUGCGGGAGGAAAACACGGAGCUCAAGAAACUGUUGAUGAACAGCAGCUGCAAAGAGGGACUCUGUGGGCAGCCCAGCUCCCCGAAGACAGAGGGUGCUGGCAAGAAGGGCAUGGCCGGACAUCAGCAGGCCAGUAUGAUGGCAAGUAAAGUCCCUGAAGUGGGGCCCUUUGGUGCAGCUGAGAAGAAGGUGAAGCUGCUGGAACAGCAGCGCAUGGAGCUGCUGGAAGUGAACAAGCAGUGGGACCAUCAUUUCCGGUCUAUGAAGCAGCAGUAUGAACAGAAGAUCACAGAGCUUCGACAGAAGCUGGUGGACCUGCAGAAACAGGUGACUGAGCUGGAGGCCGAGCGUGAGCAGAAGCAGCGUGACUUUGACCGGAAACUCCUCCUGGCCAAAUCUAAGAUCGAGAUGGAAGAGACUGACAAGGAACAGCUGACAGCAGAGGCCAAGGAACUGCGCCAGAAGGUCAAGUACCUGCAGGAUCAGCUGAGCCCACUCACGAGGCAACGAGAAUACCAGGAAAAGGAGAUCCAGCGGCUCAAUAAGGCCCUUGAGGAGGCCCUCAGCAUCCAGGCCUCUCCAUCAUCUCCGCCUGCAGCUUUUGGGAGCCCAGAAGGGGUUGGGGGCCAUCUGAGGAAGCAGGAACUGGUGACGCAGAAUGAGUUAUUGAAACAGCAGGUAAAGAUCUUUGAAGAGGACUUCCAGAGGGAGCGGAGUGACCGUGAACGCAUGAACGAAGAGAAGGAGGAGCUGAAGAAGCAAGUAGAGAAGCUGCAGGCCCAGGUCAUGCUGACUAAUGCCCAGCUCAAAACACUCAAAGAGGAGGAGAAGGCCAAGGAAGCCCUUAAACAGCAGAAGAGAAAAGCAAAGGCCUCAGGAGAACGCUACCACGUGGAACCCCACCCUGAGCACGUCUGCGGCGCCUAUCCCUAUGCCUACCCCCCCAUGCCAGCCAUGGUACCUCACCAUGCCUACAAGGACUGGUCCCAGAUCCGAUACCCUCCAUCCCCCAUGACCAUGGAGCACCCUCCCCCACACCCCAACUCUCGCCUCUUCCAUCUGCCGGAGUAUACCUGGCGUCCACCCUGUGCAGGGAUUCGGAAUCAGAGCUCUCAAGUGGUGGACCCACCCCCAGACAGGCCUGCAGAACCAGAGUCUGCAGACAAUGACUGUGAUGGGCCCCAGUGAGACUGCAGUGUGUCAUUUGGUUCCACCUUCAUCUUUCAGAGCCAGCUGACCUCAGAUUGCCAAAAGUGUAAAGGCCACGUGCAUGUUCUGUGUGACCCAAGCCUUGGCAGAACAGAGGCUGGGAUGGGCAGCUGGCCCACAUCUCCAGCCAAACCUCAGACUGUUUACAAGACUAGGGAGAAUCUAGCCACGAGGCCUCCACCAGGUUCUUCUGGAUGCAACCAGGAGAAACUCAACACCCUGCCUCUUGCCAAGACAAGGAGGUCUCACCUGGCUUUGACCGGCCAUCUGUUGCUGAGGCCACUGGCUUCCAUCCUAAGAGUGGGGUGCAACAAGACCCCUUCCUCUCAGAACCUCAAAGACUUGGUUCCAGGCUCUCCAGAGACCACACCCAGUUCAUGUGCAUGUGCCAUUUUUUUGCUUCAAGCUCAGUAUCAGGACCUGCCCUGCGCCCCCUGCUCCUUACCCCUCUGUGAGGAGUUACAGGAAGAGGGCUUUGUCUCUAGAGCAGAAGAGAACGAUGGGAUGGCCUGAUGCUGUCAUGCUCUCCACUGCACCUGUGGCAGCCUCCUGAGAGCCGCCAUGAUCUGGAAUGAAGGCCACACUAGCCAUGUCUGCUGAAGAGCCCCAGACUGAAGAUGACUUUGGCCCCCCCACAGUUAGAUGUUUAUGGUGCCAGAGGUCUGUAUUAAGGUAGCUGUCUGUUGCUAGGCAGCCGUUUGCACAAAUCUUGGACAUAAAUCCAACUUGAGGAUCAACA
Arvicanthis niloticus (Nile rat) is the source of this 2890-nucleotide messenger RNA. RefSeq names its product TNFAIP3 interacting protein 1 (gene Tnip1). Gene Ontology annotation, biological process: regulation of transcription by RNA polymerase II; cellular response to lipopolysaccharide; negative regulation of ERK1 and ERK2 cascade. The record is from RefSeq and is a predicted model, not a curated record. Lineage: Eukaryota; Metazoa; Chordata; Mammalia; Rodentia; Muridae. Gene Ontology annotation, molecular function: mitogen-activated protein kinase binding.